ACGAGUGAAAGGGCGCUCAUAGGGAAUGGAUAAGACGAGAGGAAAAACUGAACAAAAGUGGUUGGUUCGUUAUCAGUUAAGAGCAAAAUUUUUCUAACGUUUUAUUAAGCCAUGGGAGGACUAAUAAGUCUUAUCCGAGACAUAAAAACCGUCUACAAGGAUCUCAAGGUAACUUUAAAGCUCACCGCUAGAAUUGUGCUGAAAGUUCAUAGUAUUGUGGAAGAUGUGGAGCAGACAGUGCAAGAACUAAAAGCAACCGUGAAAAAAUUGACAUCUAGGGUCCAGCCUCAAGAUGGAAUGAGUGAGAUACCGAUUGAAGCGUUGGUGGAAAACGUCGAAUCGAAGGCAAUUUCUCUAAAAACCUCCCUUAUUAAUGCCACCAGUCAAGUGUUUAAUGAUGAUCUCCUUAGAAAGACUCAAGAGAAAUGGGAUAUGGUUAUGCAGUAUUCAAGGGAAAGUAGCGAAGCUUUGGCAAACAUUGUUGCGAGUUCUUCAUUGAAUGUUAAAGGAAAGAGACACAGCGCUGCCGAAAAGGUAAACAGUUCAGAACAAUCCAUCUUCCUCUCGGAGCUCGCAAAGAAUGACUCACAAAGCGAGCAGGAGGGUACUUCUGACGCUGAUCGAGCAGUAGUCCCCGUUUUCUGUGAAGAAUUACACUACAGUCUUGACGAGGAAGAGAUUCGGGAUUUCGAGAUUUUACCACUCGAUGUGAUGGACAGCUUUUGGAAAUGUGACAUUGGAUGCAUCAACAUUGACUGUGUUGAUUUUCACCAGUUAGCAACUAGCCAACAGGCUUCCACCUCGCUAUCACGGAAAAAGAACUCUAAAAACCGAAGCAAGAACCGAGCAAAAUAUGUCAAAGGGUCUGCCUCUGGUUUUGGUUCAUCAGGUAAGAUAUCAUCAAGAGAAAACAACCAGACACCUGCAAGGUAUAACCCGCGCAAAGGUUCCAAGCAACGGAGGGAAACGGUCGCAUUAGAGCUAAUUUUUUUAGCCGCUAUUUUAGUGGAAGGCUUAGCGAUGUCAGAUAGCAAUGUUCCGGUUGGUGAAAAUAUGUGGGGCAACCGUAUUCGAAGUAACUGGAGUCACUCGGGCGAAAUUAUCGAACUGGAUGACUAGCUGAAAGUUUAACAUGCGAUAACAGGUACUUGUAAAGAAAACGGCAGGUGUCAGUCACCUGUACGGACAGGUAGUCAAAAACCGAAAAUUCCAUCAAACGUUAAUCACCAAGAAGAAAAUAUUCCAGUUUUCAACUGAGAAUUGGAAAGUAAUCAUAAAUCGUAAUUUUAUCCCGUCAUUGCUCUCUUUUCUUGACGUAAGAUAGGAACCAAACAAUCAGAAACAGUUCACAGCUAAGUCUAUUUGCGACUUUCUCCCGCGAUUAAGAUUUGCAUAAUUUAUUUCCGUUUUGUUGUAAAUAGCUCCUUUGACUGGUCCGUUGACUGAUCGAAAGUUGUGCCUGACAACUUUCGCCGAUGUUUCACCUAACUCCUCUGGUAAACUCGCUUUAUUUCACGAGGCAAACUCGGAAAGAUGGCUGAAACUUCCAAUGGGGUGAAAACUACACAUUCCAAAAGCAAAGCGCUCCAAAAGAAAUCUUGUUCGUUGCUCGUAGGGUUGCUCAUAAUGAUAUCUUACUUUUUUAAAAUAGAUUUUCUUCUUAAGUUAGAUUUUUAGGUUUUUCAUGGGAAUUGUGAGAGUAGCGAGGGGGAAAUUCUUUCUAACCAGAUCCAUUGUUUUUAAUAAGCCAGACAUAAAGCAUUCUUAACUAAGUAUGAAAAUUCCACGGUACUCAUUUAUAUUGACUCGAUUUGUAUGGGUUAUGAUUUAUCACGCUG
This is a messenger RNA of Pocillopora verrucosa, 1838 nucleotides long. RefSeq lists its product as uncharacterized. The record is from RefSeq and is a predicted model, not a curated record. NCBI's taxonomy places the organism in Eukaryota, Metazoa, Cnidaria, Anthozoa, Scleractinia, Pocilloporidae.